This is a messenger RNA of Corylus avellana, 1334 nucleotides long. RefSeq lists its product as uncharacterized. The record is from RefSeq and is a predicted model, not a curated record. NCBI's taxonomy places the organism in Eukaryota, Viridiplantae, Streptophyta, Magnoliopsida, Fagales, Betulaceae. Gene Ontology annotation, biological process: regulation of DNA-templated transcription. Gene Ontology annotation, molecular function: DNA binding; DNA-binding transcription factor activity.
CACCGACAAAAAAAAGAAAAAGAAAAAAACCAGCCAAGUGAAGUUACAAAGGCGAAGUGAUCAUAUCUACAAAGAAGAAAAAGAUGAUCCAAGAACUGUUGGGAGGUGCAGGCCUUAUAGCAGGAGAGAGGAAAAUCUCCACUAAUGGGGGAGUUUUACAAGCCCCACCACCUCCUUCUUCUUCUUCUCAAUCUCCUUCUUCUUCCUCAACAACUACUUCAUCAAAUUCAGACAACCAAAACUUGAGGUGUCCAAGGUGUGAUUCUUCCAACACCAAGUUCUGUUACUACAACAACUACAACCUCACUCAGCCCCGCCACUUCUGCAAGACGUGUCGCCGGUAUUGGACCAAAGGUGGUGCACUCCGAAAUGUUCCGAUCGGAGGCGGAUGCCGAAAGAACAAGACCGCUCCGACUACCAUGUCGGCGGCAUCGGUUGGGAAAUCAAGCUCGGGCAAGAUGAAGACCAUAUCAUCUGAGAUUGGAAGGUCAGGUGGCCUUGGAAGUACUGGGUUUGAUCCUGACCUUCCAUCAAACCCAAUUCUGUGGGGUUCGCCGCAGAAUUCUCAUCUCCUGGCCUUACUGAGAGCUACUCAAAACCCUAACCCUAACCCUAACCCUAGUCACUUGUCUAAUUCUGUCAAUGUGAAGGAGGAGGGGAGUAUGCUUGGAUCACACAUGAUGAGUACUGAGCCUGCAGCGGUUUCAACCAUUGGAUUAAAUGCACGGUCGACGUCGACCCUGGGCUUCGAUCCUCUAGGCCAGGUGCCUUCUCUGGGCUUGUGCAGCUCUUUCUGGAGAAACAAUAGUCACCAGCAAGCCCAACAGCAAAACGGCUAUGUAGUUGGCGAAGUUCAAAACAGUGGGAUUCAAGAGCUUUAUCAGCGGCUCAGAUCAUCAUCAACUAAUUUCUAUGCUGAUCACUCACCAAUGGUUCUCGGCAACGUGGCAUCUUCCUCUUCAUCUUCAUCGUCCAUUUUGGAGUCAACUUCGGUUGCUGGGGUGGAAUUGGGGUACUGGAAUCCGGCAUUUUCUUGGUCUGAUCUUCCAACUACUAAUGGUGCAUAUCCCUGAGAAUUAUUAAAUCUUUUUCUUUAUUUACUUUUUUUUUUCUUCUUCUUCUUCAUAUGCUAGGAUUGUUGUCUCUGUGGUGCACUGGUGCUUGUUUGGGUUGUGGUAUAUGAAAGUGGCCGUAGCAUCAGUCUUUUUUUCUUUUUUUGUUUUUAAAAGAUCUUCCUGUUUGUGUGAGCUUUUAGGUGUGUUUAACUUAUGAGGGUGUACCAACUACCAAGGACCAAAAAGUGGUAUAAAUGGAAAAUGUUAGGUGUUUCUUAA